Molecule: messenger RNA, 855 nt
Organism: Pedinophyceae sp. YPF-701
Lineage: Eukaryota; Viridiplantae; Chlorophyta; Pedinophyceae
Source: the annotation of a GenBank genome assembly
AUGGAGGAGCAGGCGCGGUCGCGCGAUCCCCUGGUCAAGGGCCUUGCCCAGGCCGGCCACGGCAAGCUCUUCGCGUCCGCGUACAUCGACCAGCGGGCGCUGGACGCCGUCGCGGAACAAGACCCGCAGACGCACAAGGAGAUGCUGAGCAGUGGGCGCGCGGAACCCAUGUCGCCCGAGGACCGCGCGGCCGGCAUGGACGCCUACAUCGCGCGCGACGGCUACGGGCUGUACGACGAGACCCCCGAGAACCUCGUGCGCGAGGCCGCGGAGGCCACCGCCGCGCACGCCCAGCAGGCGAUGCGUCGCGCCGCUUUGAUCGAAAGCUACCCGUACUUCCACCCGCCGGUGUGCGGAUCGGACCUGCGGAACCUGGGGAAGAAGCAGGACCGCGGGGACCCCGCUGCGCGGCUCGACGCGGCGCGGGAGAUGCUGGAACGGGAGCUGUGUUUGCCGCGCGGCGACGACGGCGCGUGGGAGGCGUACAAGGCGAAAGCCGUCGAGAUCUACAACGCGCGGCAGGCCGUGAUGAAGCAGGCGUACGAGGCGAUGGGCGAGACGGACAUGACGUACGAGGAGCAGCGCGCGUACCUGGAGGGCCUGGUCGACGCGGCCGGCGUCGCCGACCAGGACAGCACAGGCGCUGCGACGCGGCACAUGGCCAUGGUGGUGCGCGAGGUGAUGCGGAACCCGACGAUGAACUGGCGCGUGCGCAAGCAGACCGUCGAGGCCUCGCUCGAGGCCCUCGGGUUCGCGGAGCCCCGGGGCCCAACCGAGGACCGGCGCAUUGCACACACCGCCAACGCGCCGCUCUUCGAGCCGAAGAAAGCGACGGGGAAGAAGGGCAGACGCUGA